AUGAGCAGUGAGACUGUCACACGCGUGGAGGCGCCGCUAGCGGAUCAGCAUGACAGCAAUCUUGUGGAAAUCGAAAAACUGUGCAUCUCCCCUGUCCGUCACGGCAUAUCUGAAGCUGAUUGUGGUCACAGCCAAAACGACAUCGAUUCAAAGACGGAUUCAACAUACGAUUGGACCUAUGAGCAUGGUCGCCGCUAUGCAUCUGCUAAGAUUGGCCAUUAUUACAUGCCCAACGACGAGCCGGAAAUACAUCGACUCAAUGAGCAACACUGGAUCUUGACACAGGUGAAGGGCGGUCUUCUCCACCAUGCGCCCAUCUCCGGCAAAGCGCAUAUGAAGAUUCUCGAUGUGGGGUGUGGCAGUGGAAUAUGGUGCCUCGACAUGGCUGAGACCUAUCCUGAAGCCCAGAUCUUUGGUAUGGACAUCAGUCCGAUCCAGUCGUACAAGAAGCCCGCAAACGUAGAGUGGUUUGUGCACGACUUGGAGCAGGAAUGGCCAUUCCCAGAAGGCUACUUUGAUUUGAUUCAUCUUAGCUUGGUGCAUGGAUGCGUAGCAGAUUGGCACAAGACGAUCGGGAUGAUGAUGAAGCAUCUCGUUCCAGGCGGGUGGAUAGAGCAGCAGGAGUUUUCACUCUGCCGACAGUACCAAGUUGACAUCGAGGGCAAGCCCAUCCCUAUGUCUGAUAAUCUCGAUGAGCUAUCGCCCUUCUUCAGGUGGUCCCGCUUGAUGGAAGAGGCUGGAGAGAUGCGUGGUCGACCUUUGCAACUGGGGCCUCGCCUUUCCACUUUCCAGCGUGAGGCAGGUUUGCAAAAUGUGACAGAGGCUGUCUUCCCGCACAAAUGGGGCACGUGGCCGACUGAUCCUACAGAGAAGAACCUCGGCGCCCGGACGAUGCUUUCAGCUAUAUCAGGCAUGGAAGGCUUCACGACCACGGUCUUCACAAAAGUGUUGGGCUGGAGUUUACAGGGCACCCAAGCCUUCAUCUUGCAGAUCAAAGACGACAUGCGGGACGACAGCAUAAGAAAGGUCAUGGAUCUUCAUGUUGUGUAUGGUCAGAAGAGUGCUGACAGGGAGAGUGGCACACCUCAACCUUUGAACAAAAUUCGGAGCACGAACUCCGGAACAUUGUUCGGAAUGGGCGUAUUGGUCGGCGUCGCAGCUGCCACCGUGCUCUCUUUCUGCAUCAGGCGCAGCAGAUAA
Messenger RNA from Ramularia collo-cygni, 1200 nucleotides. RefSeq lists its product as uncharacterized. Bases 1 to 1200 code for a protein of 399 amino acids. The transcript has 2 exons. The record is from RefSeq and is a predicted model, not a curated record. Lineage: Eukaryota; Fungi; Ascomycota; Dothideomycetes; Mycosphaerellales; Mycosphaerellaceae. Gene Ontology annotation, molecular function: methyltransferase activity.